AUGCGUAUUCCUACAGAAGCUGAAAUUGAGCGUUUUUCUCAGCUGAAAGUCUUCAACGGGGAAAGUAGCAAAGCAGACGAAAAGCGCGCAGAAUUCCUGAGUUUUAGAGAAGCUGUGGUAAAAACACCACCGGGCUCAUUGGCACUGGAAACGAUCUUGUCGUUUGGUACGCGCCAUGCUGAUACCAUUGCAAAGAUAUCACUGGAAAAUUCGAUGAGAUCUGAUCAUAAACCUUGGUCGUUUACGGUGGUAUCAGCUCAUUUGGUGCAGAUGCUGAUUGACAUUCUUCAUAUUAUUAAUGAACCAGGUAUCCUAUUUUUUUUUUUUUUUGCUUUAGAACAGAGAAGCUUAAGCACAGUGGAAGCGCAUUUUUUUACAGAAGGAGAAAGGUUGAUGGUUUUGUUAUUCAAAAGCGAUCGGCCAUUUCUGGAUCUGUUUGCGGUAUUGGUGAGACUUUUCCAUCGAACAUGGCGUGAAAUGCACGCAAGUGAUGAGGAUAUCAAAAAGGUUUUGGCUGUUGUCAGAAAGCAAAUGGAUGUCUGUUUGCUGGAAAAACCUGAGAGUAUUGAAAAAUUAGAAGAAUUGCUAGCUGUGCAUUCAUAUCCGCAUAUGAAGAAAUUGUGGGAAGAUGAAAGGAGCGCAAAGGAAGCGGAAGAAUUGCAAAGCGACGCUGUUAAGGAGUUACGCGAGUAUCUCCGACCAAUUGCUGUGGCAGACAUACAGCGCGUAAUAGCCGGUGGCGAAGGAGAUUUUCCGAUGAGUGGAACGAAGAGCAAGAAAAAUGCAAAUGUGCGUGGCCUGACACUGCAAGUUGGCGAAAAACCUGACUUGUACCACUUAAUCACUUCUGACGAGCAAACGAUUAGCGCCUGGUGUGAUGGCAUUAAUGCUCUGAUUGGUAAUUUACGUUUUUAUAAACUUAUUUUGAUAAUUUCAAAUAAUGGAAUAAAAGAUAAGGAAUUGGUCUAA
Molecule: messenger RNA, 969 nt
Organism: Gongylonema pulchrum
Lineage: Eukaryota; Metazoa; Nematoda; Chromadorea; Rhabditida; Gongylonematidae
Source: the annotation of a GenBank genome assembly